Messenger RNA from Acaulospora colombiana, 338 nucleotides. Lineage: Eukaryota; Fungi; Glomeromycota; Glomeromycetes; Diversisporales; Acaulosporaceae. The record is from the annotation of a GenBank genome assembly.
AAAACAUUGGCAGUCCGUUCUUCCCCAUAAAGAGACAGCCAUCUGGAGAACUCUUGCUCGAUCUUACCUACAAGACAGACGGACAACUCGGUGCCAUUUACGCCGGGGAUAUCGGCAAGUGGGCGCUGGUUGCGUUCAAAGACCCCAAAACCUGGGUCGUCAUUCCCAAAGAUAAAGAUAUGAAGGUCGUCACAGAGUGGGUCACCCCUCGCGAAAUCGCCAAGAUUAUCGAGGAAGAGUUGGGAGAAAAAAACGGUGAUCAAAGAGGUCGACGACGAGAAGUGGAAAGCGAUGAGGCACGAGGUUCCCGACUUCGAGGAGCUCUGGCUCAACUUUGA